UCAGAACGCAUGUCUCACCUGCACAGGUGAGCCCUGGGCAGCAGGGGGAGGUGUUUGUGGGUGGAGUUUAAUGGUGUCCGUGAGUGCGGGGGAGGGGAGGGGGAUUAGGAGGUCGGUGAUCAGCUGUUAAUGGGAUCAGAAGUGCGCGAGGGCUUUAGGAUGAGGCGCCGCAGCGCGCUCACAUUCGCACCUCCACGCGGCUGCAGGAAGGUUCGGGUCCGGUUCUUCCCCCAAAAUGGACCUGCAGCCCCGCACCCCGGCUCUGGCUCCUUCCCCCGCCUCUUACUGGACCGGGUCACGCCUCUGAAGCCGCUCUGCUCUCGGUGCCGAACUUGUCGUUCUGUUGGUUUGGGUUCUUCGCAGGAGCAAAAUGCCGUUCAUGGUGGUGAAGUUCGACCUGCAGAAGCGGGUCCGGCUGGCUCAGGGCGUGUGGAUGCUCUACUGGACCUCGGUUCUGGCGGGGAUCGUGCUCUUCAGCCUCGGCAUCUUCUUCAAGAUCGAGCUGAGGAAGAGGAGCGAGAUCAUGAACAACAGUGAGAGCCACCUGGUGCCGAACCUGCUCAUCCUGCUGAGCCUGCUGGCGUGCGGCAUCAACGCGUUCGGCGGGAAGAUGUGCCACGACUCGCUGGACCCGCAGAAGUUCUCCAAGAUGAAGCCGGCGCUGAAGCCCUUCCUGGCGCUGAGCUGCGGGCUGGUGGCGCUGCUGCUGCUGCAGCUGCUGCUGUGCGCGCUCAUGCAGUUCUCCGUGUACCUGACGCUGGCCGAGGGCCUGCAGUUCGCGCUGCGCUUCUACAAGGACACGGACACGCCGGGCCGCUGCUACAUGAAGAGGACGCUGGACAUGACCCAGAUCGAGUUCCGCUGCUGCGGCAACAACAACUUCCGGGACUGGUUCGAGGUGCAGUGGAUCAGCAACCGGUACCUGGACAUGAGCAACGACGUGGUCAAAGACCGUGUCCUCAGCAACGUGGAGGGUAAGUACCUCAUGGACAGCGUCCCGUUCAGCUGCUGCAACCCCGGGUCCCCGCGGCCCUGCAUCCAGCACCACCUGACCAAUAACUCCGCCCACUAUGACUACGACCACCGCAUCGAGGAGCUCAACAUCUGGACGCGUGGCUGCCGGGAGGCGGUGUUCUCCUACUACAGCAGUAUCAUGAGCGGCACCGGAGUCAUCGUCAUCGUGGUCAUCCUCCUGGAGAUGGCAGACAUGGCGGGGCUGAAGUAUCUGAGCACGGCUCUGGAGACCAUGACCGACCCCGAGAACCCGGAGUGCGAGAGUGAAGGCUGGCUGCUGGAGAAGGGCGUGAAAGAGACUUUUGUCGAGAUGAUCGGCAAGCUGAAAACCCUGGGGAGGGCCAACCAGGUGGAGGAGGGAGGAGACGCACCUGAGGCCGCCACCUGAUGCUCCUCCCCCCUCCACAGCAGACUGAGCGCUUCUCCUCGGAUCCGCGGAGGAGAGGUCACACGUCUCUUCACGUGACGGGAUGAUCACUCUCACCUUUUUUUCAUUUUGUAAAUAUGCAACACAGAUGUUAAACAGACUUUGUUUUUUUAACAGGAUGAACAGAAAUAACUUUCUCGCCCUCAACGACCUCUCAAACGCCAGAGCUGACUUUAGCGCUCUGAGUCAGACCUCAGAGGGGCGCCGUCACGCUCUAGCCGCUCAGGAUUGGUUGGCAUGGAAACCAAACGACCUCAUUUAGGUGGUUAAAGUGCAGAUUACUUCAAGAGUAACAUGAAAACACAAACAAACGCACACACAUUGGUAAACACACACAUAUACACACACAUUGUUAAACACACACAUACACACACAGUGGGGCCGAGUCGCCUCAAAGCUUCAUUUACUGCAUGACUGCAACACAAGUGAACCCGUUAGCGCUGUUGCUAACAAACGGCGUGCUAUCACAGAGGAGGCGGUCCUACAGAAGACAGCUGUCACUCUAUGAGGUGUUCUGGAUUAAAAGACAAUAAUAGAAGUUACAGGUAAACUUUUUGUUGAGGUUAAUUUUAAAUUCCGUUCUCUUUCCUCACCCGUAUUCCCGUUUGGGAUCACGGGGAUCUGGAGUCAGCCGGUCCAUCACAGGACCACUUGGAAAUAAAACAUACAUUUGGUUGUUUUUUUUUUAAAUUCAGUUUAUUUCUUAAAAGUCAGUGACAGCCUGUGUUCCUACAAGCUCCAGACAAACAAUCGGUCAGCUCAAAAACAAUAAAAAAAACAAAAUAAAGCCAAUUUCUAGUUGUUUGCAGUAAAAUUUAAUCUUUAAUAAUCUGAGAUUAUGAUAGUCCGAUGCAGUUCUAGUCAUUCCAAUGAAGCCAAACAACCAAAUUAUGAAUGUAUUUUAAUAAUGGGUUUAUCCAUUGGCAGUAUAUGAGAACUGGACUGAGUGGCCCCUCCCUCCUCGUGUUCCUAUAGACUUGUAUAGAGAAAUAAACUACAAUUCCUGUCAUUUUAUUGGUCAGAAUAAACAUUUUGCUCUUUUUUAUUAAUUUUAAUCCUAAUGUUUUAAUAGUUUUUUAGGCCCAGGAAUCGAUUAAAACAAUUUAACUAGUUAAUCGCAAACCUGGGAAAAAAUAAUUGCGAUUAAUAUAAUUUUGGUUGCAGUAUUUGGCCACCACUUAUUCUCUGCGAAUAAUCACAAGCUGAACAUUAAGAACGUUUAUCUGUAGUUAGGGCUCUCAAUCUAUUAAAAAAAAUCUGAUUAAUCCCACUUUUGUGUUGCGAUUAAUCGUGAUUAAUCGAGAUUAAUCGUGAUUUUACAUGUUACUAGGAACAUUUCAUAUGACAACAUGUACAAAACACAUCAGCGGUAAGAUGAGCAGAACUCUAAAGACUUUGUUUUGAGUUUUACUCCAUGAAAACCAGUUGAAUGUUUAUUUAUUUUGUAAGCGAUCAUAGGAUAAGUGAGAUAAUACCUGACAGUUUUAUGCAGACAUGGAAGCCUGAACCACCGAGGAGAAUCUAAGGACCGUUUCUUUAUGAAAUGUAAUUAAUUUGUGUUUAUAAAUAUUAACACGUUAAUUCUUUAUGAUUCAUAACAUUCACACCUCUUUGUUUUUUUUCUUCUGUGGUUCAAGUUAUUCAAUCUGACCAAUCAGAAGCCUCGAUAAAAGUGUCUGGUCUUUCAUGGAGAGUUGGACAGAUUCUCCCGAGCCUCCUUUUGGCGGCAGGGGUGUGGUCGUCUGACAUGCUCACUCCUGAUUGGAGAGAGUGGUUACCAUAGAAACGUAGACAUGGACCAAUCACUGCGUAAUGACAGAUUCUGGCUCCAACAUGGCCACGCCCGUAUUGUGAGAAAAUGGCAACUGAAAUGACAGUUUCCUUGGAACCAAAAGUACCCCAACACUCGCUCGGUCCAGUUCUCAUAUACAGUCUAUGGUUGGAGGAAGAUUCCCACCUUCAGCGACGGUAGAGAUCCUGUCUAGUGUAAACGGUGCUUUUGGAUCAGCACAGCGCCACCUUCUGUUCCGUUUAGCAGCCAAAAACCAAAUGUGACAUAGGUGCUACGAGUUAGUCGACGACACAAAAAAUAAGCUAGCUCAGGAUCAAACUCCGGGCGGUGUGGAGUUAGGAGAGAACGUAAUCCGGUACAAAGCAGUCGUGGUGUGAGGUGUGGACCUGAACUAGUGAGUAAACAGGUGUGUUACACUCAGGUAAACAAGGAAAAUAAAUGUUGAAUGACUGAUGGUUUCUGUGACGGCGCCGUUUGUUCACAUGAAAACACAGCUUAGCCAGGUUUACUCAGUCUCAGCCGCAGCUGGACUGAUUCUCACGUGAACAUGCACGUGCACGCUCACAUGCUCCCACUGAUGUUGCAGAACCAAAGACUCUGACGGAUGCUGGCGAGCGGCGGCCGCAUCGACGGUUCUCGGGUCUAGAUCGGAUCAGUAGCCGUACAGUCAGAAUCAUUCGCAGCUCUUCCUUUUGUUGUGCUGUUUGUUGUUUGAACUUGUAGAUGCUCAGAAACUAUAAAAGGGAAUUUGUGACAUCAAA
Molecule: messenger RNA, 3994 nt
Organism: Oryzias melastigma (Indian medaka)
Lineage: Eukaryota; Metazoa; Chordata; Actinopteri; Beloniformes; Adrianichthyidae
Gene: prph2b
Product: peripherin 2b (retinal degeneration, slow)
Exons: 3
Coding region: 371-1402 (343 amino acids)
Biological process (GO): visual perception
Cellular component (GO): membrane
Source: RefSeq, a predicted model, not a curated record